UCUCACUCGUUGACAAAAUAACCAAGAUAAACGUAUCCCGACUCAAAUCGAUGCAGAAGAUUACGCUAGGGGCACGAGUUGUUGGAGAUAGAGGGCAAAUAUUUGAGUCGCACGCCCACUUCAUCGCUGAUAAACAUGGCCAGGUUGAUGUUUGUCGUGACCCGUCUGUGGGUGGAUCCUACAACGGAGUCUCAGCCAUGGGACUGUUAUGGAGCAUGAAACCAGCACCAGGGCAGAGAAAAGGAAUUCGACUGAUGAAAUUUGAUGUCACUAAGCCUUACAAUAUCGCCCUAAACUGUUUUGAUGGUCACAUAAAUCCGCAGGAAUCAAGCUCUUUGGUGUCAUUGUCAAGCAAAACGUUUGAGAAGGGAUACAUGGCGGAUGGAGUGAAGAGAAUUCCUGUGAGAGAAGGAAGAAUCCAUGGAACCCUUUUUAUUCCUCCGGAUGAUGGACCUUUUCCAGGAGUGAUAGAUCUGCUCGGUACUAUAGGUGGAUUAGUGGAAUUUAAGGCUUCGCUGUUGGCAUCUCAUGGAUUCGCUACUCUUGCGUUAGCCUACAUUGAUUAUGAUCAACCAUUGUCUCCAUCUUCAAUAAACUUGGAUUACUUUCAAGAAGCUGCUAACUGGCUUGUAAGUCACCCUAAAGUCCUUCCACAUGGUAUAGGCAUGCACACCAUUUGUUAUGGGUCAUGGAUUGCGCUGUUGAUGGCAAGCUAUCAAAUCGCAGCAAUAAAGGCCAUUGUUGCUAUUUCACCUUUGGUAAUCGCCUACCAUCACCCUUUCCAAUUAAAAGGGAGAGUCUCUGAUAUGAUCCCCCUUAACAAUAGCGAAGUGUUGUCUUCAGAGAAAGGUAGCAUCUGGCGUUUUGCUCUAUCAACUGACAUCGACGGCAUGAAUCCAACAGUCUCCAAAUACUCAGCUAUAACACCAGUUGAGAACAUCAAUUGCCCAGUGAUGCUGGUUUCUGGAACUGACGACUUGAACAUCCCCGCCGAAUUUGCGGAAAAGUUCAUUGUUGAUCGCUUGAAGGAGAAUGGAAAAGAGCAUUUGUGCACUAAUCUGCAUUAUCCCCAAGCAGGACAUCUCAUCGAGCCACCUUACUCCCCUCUUUGUGAUUCCUCUUACAACAAAUCUUCUAAAGAUUUGUGUGGUGACUCUUACAUAGCGUGGGGAGGGGAGACUGGUGCACAUGCCAGAGCACAAGAAGACUCCUGGUCAAAGAUUUUGCAAUUUCUGCGAAAACAUCUCCAACAAGACACAGAGAGUGAGGAUGAAGAAUACUGAAGUGCUAAACUAACUCGCGUACCUGUAUCGAGAAGGGAUAUUUACACUAUUUACUGACUAAUUCUACCAAAGAAUAGCUUUAAAAUAGGCCUUCGGGAUUUUUAAAGGUGCCUGUAAGGUAUCUGAAUCGUAUCUGAGCAACACUUUAAACAGAAUUGAAAAUGAUAAACUAGUAUCGUAGCCAAAUAUGUCGAAAUGCCCUCUAAUAUGAGAAUUUUUUUUCUCAGUUCGUGAGAGGGCGGUAUUCUACAAAUCCUGCAAUCUGAUU
This is a messenger RNA of Stylophora pistillata, 1551 nucleotides long. Its product is annotated as bile acid-CoA:amino acid N-acyltransferase. Gene Ontology annotation, molecular function: fatty acyl-CoA hydrolase activity. Gene Ontology annotation, biological process: fatty acid metabolic process; acyl-CoA metabolic process. Lineage: Eukaryota; Metazoa; Cnidaria; Anthozoa; Scleractinia; Pocilloporidae. The record is from RefSeq and is a predicted model, not a curated record.